AUGGCUUCAAGAACUUCCAGCCUCAAAUAUUUCUCACUACUAGUUCUUUCACUUGCCAUUGUUCAAAUGACAUUGGCAGGAGACCCUGACAUUCUUACCGACUUCAUUGCCCCUCCAAAUGGAACUGUGGACGGAAACUUCUUCACAUUCACCGGCAUGCGAGUUCUUGUUGGAGGAGGCCCUCCCAAAGCCUUCACCGUGUUGAAGGCAACCUUGACAGAGUUUCCUGCUCUUAAUGGGCAGAGUGUUUCAUAUGCAGUCCUUGAAUUCCCAUCUGGCACUACUAACCCACCGCACACUCAUCCUCGCUCCGCCGAGCUUCUUUUCCUUGUUGAGGGCACCCUUGAAGUUGGCUUUGUUGACACAAAGAAUGACCUCUUUACGCAGACUCUUCAAUCCGGUGACCUGUUUGUGUUUCCCAAGGGACUUGCCCACUUCCAGUUCAAUGCCGAUUCAUCAACACCAGCUAUUGUAAUUUCUGCCUUUGGAAGUGCCAAUGCAGGAACUGUAUCACUUCCUUCAACUUUGUUCGCCACCAACAUCGAUGACAAUGUAUUGGCUUUGUCCUUCAAGACUGAUGUAGCCACUAUUCAGAAGCUCAAGGCCGGUCUUGCUCCCAAGCCAUGA
Messenger RNA from Fragaria vesca subsp. vesca, 627 nucleotides. Its product is annotated as germin-like protein 9-3-like. NCBI's taxonomy places the organism in Eukaryota, Viridiplantae, Streptophyta, Magnoliopsida, Rosales, Rosaceae. Gene Ontology annotation, cellular component: cell wall. Gene Ontology annotation, molecular function: manganese ion binding. The transcript has 3 exons. The record is from RefSeq and is a predicted model, not a curated record. Bases 1 to 627 code for a protein of 208 amino acids.